GAUUUAAGCCAAAUAGUCGCAAAACAAAAGCGCGUAAAGUGAUAACGGAACGCAUAAGCCGCGAAGUAUUUGUUAGCAUAAAUUUUAAAGGCCUACCUGAAAUUACUGUAAAAUGCCGACAUGGCGUGCGCUUUUCAUUUUCGGUGCGGUUGUGCUUUGCUGUGUGGAUACUAGAACUGUCGACGCGACGCCAACAGCCAUUGCCGCCGCCGCCGCCGCUUCCGAAGAACCAGUGCGUCGACUGCGCAAAGCACACAAAAUCUGUGCUCAAGAAAUUUCUCCGCCAGCAACGGAUGAAAGCGAUAACACACAAAUAGCCGGCGCCUACUUACGCUGCAUGACCAACAGUAUGGGUCUGUGGACCGACGGCAAGGGUUACAAUGCCAAACGUGUGGCGAAAUUUUUCAGCAAGCAACGCAAUGAAAAUGAAAUUGUGGUAGUGGUCGACCAUUGUAAUCAACAACAUAAGCAGGCAGAUCUGAAUCUGUGGGCUUUUGAAGCGUAUCGUUGUGCAACAGCGGGACGUAUGGGCACUUGGUUGGGCGAGUACCUGCUAAGUGCAAAAAUAUAAUAAAAAAAAUAAAAAAAUGGCUUAAUUGAUUUUAAAAAAAAUAUUAAAAAAUUAAGUGUUUAUACG
This is a messenger RNA of Anastrepha ludens (Mexican fruit fly), 637 nucleotides long. RefSeq lists its product as uncharacterized. The transcript is spliced from 2 exons. NCBI's taxonomy places the organism in Eukaryota, Metazoa, Arthropoda, Insecta, Diptera, Tephritidae. Gene Ontology annotation, molecular function: odorant binding. The record is from RefSeq and is a predicted model, not a curated record. Bases 113 to 571 code for a protein of 152 amino acids.